Anguilla rostrata (American eel) is the source of this 2739-nucleotide messenger RNA. RefSeq names its product neurexophilin and PC-esterase domain family, member 3 (gene nxpe3). The transcript is spliced from 5 exons. Bases 44 to 1750 code for a protein of 568 amino acids. Lineage: Eukaryota; Metazoa; Chordata; Actinopteri; Anguilliformes; Anguillidae. The record is from RefSeq and is a predicted model, not a curated record.
CUGGCUUACACGAUGGCAGCGGGAUCCAGUGAGACUGUCGACGAUGUGGGGAAAUCUGCCCAAGUACACACCUUUGUUCCUGGUACUGGCAGUGUCAGGACUCAUCUUAUUGCUCCGCAACAUACACACCUUGGAGAAGUUCAACUGUCGGACUAUUUCGGCACUCCAUCAGCUCCAGAGCAAGCUGGACUCAGCCCUCAGGUCCACGGGCCUGCUGCAGCUGGACCGGAACCGGAGUUACUGCGGUUCCCAGGGGCCCGAGCUGUCCGCUGACGAGGCCGCGGAAGAGCACCACCUGCUGGAGUCCGUGGCCUGGCCGGAGCCGCGGCUGUCCGCCGCGCCCUUCCAGCAGAGCAGCGAUCCCAGCAGGAGCUUCUUCGUGAUCCUGUCGCCGGGCGGGGAGUGGCGCGUGGGCGGCCAGCUGGAGGCGCUGGUGCACAUGCACGACUUCCACGGCCAGCCCAAGCGCCACGGCGGCGACUUCCUGCUGGCCCGCCUGCUGUCGCCCGAGCUGCGGGCGGGCGUGGCCGGCCGCGUGGUGGACCACCAGAACGGCUUCUACUCGGUGCUCUUUUGGCUGCCCUGGGCGGGGCCGGCGCAGGUGGAGGUGACGCUGGUGCACCCCAGCGAGGCCGUGCAGGUGCUGCGGCGGCUGCGGGAGGAGAGGCCCGACCGCGUCUACUUCAAGAGCCUCUUCCGCUCCGGCUACUUCUCCGAGACCACCGUCUGCAACCUGUGCCUGCCUCCCCACCAGCCGCUGUGCAACUACACCGACCACCACACGGGGGAGCCCUGGUUCUGCUACAAGCCCAAGCUGCUGGACUGCGACACGCGGAUGAACCACUUCAAGGGGGGCUACGAGAAGGACCUGCUCACCAGCCAGGAGGCAUUGUUCUUUCAGAGUGAUGUAAAUAUUAAGGUUCCAAUACAGGCUUCAGGGCCAAACCAUGUGACUGUGCUGCCAGACAGAAACGAGAACCCGGAGACGAAGAGGAGCGUGAAUGCGGACGCGACCACGUUCAGGCCAUCCGGGUUCUACUAUCUAGGCGCGUGGCAGGUGGUGGGCGGGGUCCCCAUACAGCAGUUCAACGACACCUCGGCCAUCACCGACUGUCUUCGGGGGAAGGUGGUCAACAUAUACGGGGACUCUACUGCGCGCCAGUGGUUCGAGUACCUCAGCGCGUUCGUUCCAGACCUGAAGGAGUUUAACCUGCGGAGCCCGAAGAACGUGGGCCCGUUCAUGGCGGUGGACAGCGAGCACAACAUCCUGGUGAGGUACCGCUGCCAUGGCCCGCCCAUCCGCUUCACCACGGUGGCGGCCAGCGAGCUGCGCUACGUGGCCAACGAGCUGGAGGGCCUGCGGGGCGGGCGGGACACGGUGGUGGUGGUGAGCGUCUGGUCGCACUUCAGCACCUUCCCCGUGGAGGUGUACAUCCGCCGGCUGCGCAACAUCCGCCGGGCCGUCCUGCGGCUGCUGGACCGCGCCCCCGACACGCUGGUGUUCGUGCGCACCGCCAACCUGCAGGCGCUGGACCCGGAGGUCAGCCUCUACAACAGCGACUGGUACUCGCUGCAGCUGGACGCCGUGCUGCGCGCCAUGUUCCGCGGCCUGCCCGUGGUCCUGGUGGACGCCUGGGAGAUGACGCUCGCCCGCGGCCUCCCGCACGCCCUCCACCCGCCGCCCGACAUAGUCAAGAACAUGAUCAACGUCUUCCUCUCGCACGUCUGCCCGAAGAGGAGGAGCCAGUGAAGUGGCGGGGCGGGGCGUGGCGUGGCGUGGGUUGGGUUGGGUGGGGUGGGGUGGGGCUUGAACUUCGUGGGCUGGAUGCUGUGUGCCAAUAGGUUAUUGUGGGGGCUCCAGUGCUGCCCUGGCAGCUGGUCAUUAGCGGAUGACGGAUCCCUGUGGAAGUGCGUCUGUUCCGAUCGUGGAACAUAUCCCCAUGCCUGUGACAUCACCCACCUCAGUGUUCUCUUCUCAGCCAAUCAGAAACCAGUAUUAGAGUUACGUCAGACUUGGGCCUGAAGCCUCAUUCUGAAGCCAUGCAGACAUGUGCGUAUGUAGCCAAAAAUAAUUUUGAAAAAUGUAGACGAAUGCCAAUAAUCAUACUCAGUGUGCAUAUGCAAAUUCUAACUGAUUUUUGUACCUGUGCUUUUAGGAUGAUUUAAUGAAGGGUUUAAGGUCAAGGCCAGAGUUUCUGGUGGGUUGUACUAUUUGAACAGAGCGGGGUGGGAAGGAUAAGCGGGAGACUCCCAUUCCUGGAAUGGUACACCCCUCUGCACCAUUUUUCAUAUUCUGAAUAUACCCUGGCAGAAAUUGCAUCUCCAAAGCAGAUUCAGUAUAUUCAAAAUGUAUUUAUAUAUUGAAUAUUAAACUAUGAAGUGGAAUAUCAAAUGAUUUUGAUUUGAUUUUUGAUUUGAUUUGAAUGUGAAAUUAUGAUUGUUACAUAACAUAUGGACAUAAACACAGAACCCACAUUUGACUUUUGCAAAUUAUGUAUGCGACUAUAAUAAACAUUAAACACGGAUGUUUUAUAGUACUUCUGCUACAAUACUGUAUACUGAUAGAAUGAAUAUACAUUUCUCCACUGUAAAAUUAUUGUUUGUCAUUGUCUGAUAUUAUAACAUAUAUGUACGGUUUUCUUUUUAUCCACCAGUUUGUGUUAUUGUCACGGUAAUUUGUAAAGGAAUGUUGACUCAAUCAAAUGAAAUAAACUGCAAUUGUAUUCCCUCCAAACGAUA